AUGUCUGACGUUAAGAUUGCAAUUGAUAGAGGUGGAACAUUCACCGACUUCUUGGCCAUCAUUCCGGGCCAAGAGGACUACGUUUUCAAAUUGUUGUCGGUUGAUCCCGCCAACUAUGCAGAUGCCAAUAUCGAGGGAAUCCGUAAGAUCCUGGAGUACGUUCAAAAGAAGUCCAUUCCCAGGGGGGAGCCUUUGGAUACCUCCAUUGUGAGUAGUAUUCGUUUGGGAACCACCGUCGCUACCAAUGCUUUGUUAGAGCGUAAGGGUGCCAAAUGUGCCUUUUUAACUACCAAAGGCUUCAAGGAUCUCCUAAGAAUUGGAGAUCAGAGUCGUCCUGACCUGUUUGCGCUGAAAAUCGUCAAGCCUGGUGUUUUGUACGAAGAAGUGAUUGAGAUCGACGAAAGGGUGACCAUGUGUGCUUUCACAGAGGACGCUCAAGGAGCAAACUGUAGAGAGCUUCUGGAUGGAGAAAGAUACGUGGAGAGCACCACCAAGGAGGUGUUUGAGAUUCUCAAGCCAAUUGAUCUUGAGGCAGCAAAAGUGCAGCUUCAAAGACUCAGAGCCAAUGGCUUCAGAUCGGUGGCUAUUUGCCUGAUCCAUGGAUACAACUUCCAAGAGCAUGAAAAACAGCUUAAGAAGCUCGCUGUCGAUAUGGGGUUCGAGUUCAUAACCACCUCCCAUGAGAUCAUUCCUAUGAUCAAGGCUGUUCCGAGAGCCCAAUCGUCGGUUCUGGACGCAUACCUGACCCCUGUGGUUAAAGAGUAUAUCUAUGGUUUGCUCAAAGGAUUCAAGCCUGGAUUUGAAAAGCACACCCGUAUCGAGUUCAUGCAAUCCGACGGAGGAAUGUGCACUGCUGAGAAUUUCACUGGACUGAAAGCUCUUUUAUCUGGACCAGCUGGAGGUGUUGUUGGCGAGGCUGAGACAUGUUACGAUGCCAAGUACAAAACUCCCAUUAUUGGCUUCGACAUGGGUGGUACCUCAACAGAUGUUUCUCGUUUUGCCGGCCAAUACGAGCAUGUUUUUGAAACUAAUACUGCUGGAAUCAACAUCACUGUUCCUCAACUCGAUAUCAACACUGUGGCAGCCGGUGGUGGUUCUAUUCUGUCUUACAAAAAUGGUAUUUUCGUUGUUGGUCCGGAAUCUGCUGGUUCCCAUCCUGGACCAGCUUGCUAUCGUAAAGGUGGCCCAUUGACUGUUACCGAUGCAAACCUUGUGACCGGUAGAAUUGUUCCCGAGCAGUUCCCUAAGAUCUUUGGACCUAAUGCCAACGAGUCUCUUGACGUUGAGAUUUCCAAAAAGAAGUUCCAGGAGAUCACCGAUUUGAUCAACUCGGAAAAUGACAAGGCUCCGAAAACAAUGGAGGAGGUUGCACUGGGAUUCCUGACAGUUGCCAAUUUCAACAUGUCCAAGCUGAUCAGAACUCUAACGGAGUCCAAGGGCUACGACAUCACCAGACAUAAUCUUGCUUCGUUUGGUGGAGCUGGUGGUCAGCACGCUGCUCCGAUGGCAGAGAUUUUGAAGAUCAACAGAGUCGUCAUUCACAAAUACUCCUCGAUUCUUUCCGCCUACGGUAUAGCUCUUGCAGACACUGUGGUGGAAAGACAAAUUCCUUCCAGCGAGGUGUACAGUGAAAAGGCCCUUCCUGAGUUGCUUGCAAAAUGCGAAGACUUGCAAAAGGAAGUCAAGAAGAAGCUGCUGGAGCAAGGUCUUACAGAGUCGGACAUUUCAUUUGAGGUGUUCUUCAAUAUGGGCUACCAUGGAUCUGAGACCAAGCUGAUGAUUACCCAGGUCGCCGAAAAGGACUUCUUUUCUUCCUUCAGAGAGUCCCAUCUGCGUCAAUUCACGUUCGUGGACGACGAGAGAGACGUUAUUGUUCAUGACUUGCGUGUUAGAGGAACAGGAACACUGUCUAAGGUGGUUGAGAGAUCGCCCUACGAGGAUUUGGAGACCAUUCCACAGCAGCCAGUUGCUAAAGGUGUUGAGGUCAGCGAGCAAGUUGUGGCAUUUGAUGAAGGAAGCAUGCCAUCUAAGGUGUACUUCAUGUCUGACCUGAAGAUUGGAGAUGUUGUUCCUGGUCCAGCUCUUAUUUUGGACGAGACGCAAACCAUCUUGGUCACUCCGGGAGCUAAAGCUGUGAAUCUUCCAAGACACAUCAUUAUCGAUGUGGACAAUGAAAAGACCCAAGAGGAAAUUUCAUUGGACUAUGUUGAUCCGAUUCUGUUGUCUGUGUUCUCUAAUAGGUUCAUGUUCAUCGCCGAAGAUAUGGGAAGAACUCUGCAAAAGAUUUCGGUUUCCGCCAAUAUCAAGGAAAGAAUGGACUUCUCGUGUGCGUUGUUCGAUGAAGACGGUAACUUGACCGCCAACGCUCCUCACGUUCCAGUCCACUUGGGAUCCAUGAGCUUCAGUAUCAAGUACGCCAUCAAGUACUGGGGAGAUCAAAUCAAGGAAGGUGAUGUUCUUGCUACCAAUCACCCAAUUGCCGGAGGAACUCACUUGCCAGAUAUUACCUUGAUUUCGCCAGUGUUCAUUGAUGGAAGAAUCAGACUGUUUACUGCAUCAAGAGCACAUCAUGCUGAAAUUGGUGGUCUUGCUCCAGGUUCUGGAUCGUCGAAUGCAAAGUCGUUAGCUGAGGAGGGAGCCCAAUUUGAAGCAUGGAAGAUUGUCUCUAAGGGCCAAUUCGAUUACGAGGGGUUGCACAAGUAUUUCAUGGAAGUUCCUGCUGAAGCUCCAGGCUGCUCUCCAACCAGAAAGCUGGAGGACAAUGUCUCUGACUUGAAAGCACAGAUCGCCGCUAACCAAAGAGGAGUCAACCUGUUGCAGGACCUGUUCAAAGAAUACGGAACUGAGACUGUUCUUUUCUACAUGAAGAAUGUUAAGAAGACGGCUGAGCUAGCUGUGAGAGCUGCAUUGAAAAGACUUGCUAGAGAGAACAGAGGGAAGCUACCAUUGAGAGCCGAAGAAGUUUUGGACACUGGAUCCAAGAUUGUGGUCAGUAUUGAUAUCAACGAGGAAGAUGGUUCUGCGGUCUACGAUUUCACUGGUACAACAGAGCAGGUCUACAGUCCUCAAAACUCUCCAAUUGCUGUUACCCACGCCUGUGUCAUUUACGGACUCAGAUGCAUCAUCAACUCGGACGUUCCUCUCAACGAGGGUUGCCUAGUUCCAAUCAAGAUCAUUGUUCCAGAAGGCUGUUUGUUGAAUCCAUCCAGAGAGGCUGCUGUCAGUGCCGGUAACGGAAGUGGCUCCCAGAUUUUGACAGAGACCAUCUUCAAGGCUUACCAGGUCACUGGAAGUGGACCGGGAUCCAUGAACUCAUUAUCCUUUGGUAUGGGAGGUCUCGAAAACGGAAAGCUCAUCAAGGGCUUCGGUAUGGUUGAGACAAUUGGUGCUGGUAGUGGAGCUGUUGAGGGCAGUGACGGAUUCUCAGGAACCCAGUGCCAUAUGACCAACACCAAAAUCACCGAUCCUGAAGUUUUGGAAAAGAGAUAUCCAUGUAUCCUUUGGGACUGGAGUAUCAGAACUGGAACUGGUGGUGACGGAAAAUGGAAAGGUGGCGAUGGUCUACAAAGAAUUAUUCAAUUCACUUCCAAGGUGGAGGCAGGUAUUGGAUCGUUCAGACGGUCCACUUCACCCUACGGUAUGGCUGGUGGAAGUUGUGGAGCCCGCGGUGUCAACAAGAUUGGAAAGUUGCUUUCUGAUGGCACCAUUCAAUGGUUUGGACUUGGUCCGUUUGCCGAUGUUACCCUGCAAAAAGGAAUGUACAUUGCAGUGUUGACUCCAGGAGGAGGCGGUUACGGUGAUCCUAAGGAAAGAAAGACCAUCAAGAUGAAGACUGGCCAUGAGCUUCCUAACGUUCCUUUGGCUGGUGGUACCCUUUUCAACCUUGUGGACGCAGCCAAUACUUCUCAAUAA
Molecule: messenger RNA, 3912 nt
Organism: Ogataea philodendri
Lineage: Eukaryota; Fungi; Ascomycota; Pichiomycetes; Pichiales; Pichiaceae
Exons: 1
Coding region: 1-3912 (1303 amino acids)
Biological process (GO): glutathione metabolic process
Cellular component (GO): cytosol
Molecular function (GO): 5-oxoprolinase (ATP-hydrolyzing) activity
Source: RefSeq, a predicted model, not a curated record